AUGGCGUUCGACCCAUCGCCGAUGGACACGGCUUCUCAGCCCUCGACGUCGCGUGUCUCCCCGCCGUGGACGCGCGCCUCAAGGCGCCUGUCGUCGCAUGGUGGCCACGGAUCGGGAGGAGAUCUGACGUCAGAGCAGGCCGUCCUCGCCGCGGUCGGCGCCGCGCUGCUCCUCUUCGCCGCCUGUUGCUGCUGCUGCUGCUGCGGCUGCUGCAGGAGCAAGAAGAAGGCGAAACAGCAGCCUUACCACGACGCCAUGCGGUUCUACGCAGAAACCUCCGGAUUCAAAGGUGACAGCACGGCGACCUACUACACCAGCGGCGUCAAGCCGGCGCAAGGGCGACAGCAAUGGCAGAACCAGGUGGCCGCGUCGUCGUCGGCCAACUGGCGCGUGGUACCAGCGCCUCCUCCGCCUGAUAUGGACUCGACGGCGUUCUCGACCCACCGGCCGCCCGUGAUGCCCCCACCACCGCCGCCAGUGCCGGUGGGCAUCGAGAAGAACGCUUUCAGCUACGAGGAGCUGGCGGCGGCGACGGGCGGCUUCUCGGAGGCGAACCUGCUGGGGCAGGGCGGAUUCGGGUACGUGCACCGGGGCGUGCUACCCGGCGGGAAGGAGGUGGCGGUGAAGCAGCUCAAGGCCGGGAGCGGGCAGGGCGAGCGCGAGUUCCAGGCGGAGGUGGACAUGAUCAGCCGCGUCCACCACCGCCACCUCGUCUCCCUCGUCGGCUACUGCAUCGCUGGUGCCCGCCGGCUGCUCGUCUACGACUUCGUGCCCAACCAGACGCUCGAGCACCACCUCCACGGGAAAGGCUUGCCGGCGAUGGAGUGGACGACGAGGCUGCGUAUCGCCGUCGGGUCGGCCAAGGGGAUCGCCUACCUACACGAGGACUGUAACCCGCGGAUCAUCCACCGGGACAUCAAAUCGGCCAACAUCCUCCUGGACAGCAACUUCGAGGCGAUGGUUGCGGAUUUCGGGCUGGCCAAGCUGAGCCACGGCAACGACACGCACGUCUCGACGCGCGUCAUGGGCACCUUCGGCUACCUGGCUCCCGAGUACGCCUCCAGCGGGAAGCUGACAGAGAAGUCGGACGUCUUCUCCUACGGCGUCAUGCUGGUCGAGCUCCUCACCGGCCGGCGGCCAGCGGACCGCGCGUCGUACGGCGCCGAGGACUGCCUCGUAGACUGGGCACGUCCGGCUCUCUCGAGCGCCUUGGCCGACGGCGACUACGACGGGCUCGUCGACGAGCGGCUGGACGGCGACUACGACCAGAUGGAGGCGGCGCGCGUCGUGGCCUGCGCCGCCGCCUGCAUCCGCCACACCGCCAGGCGACGGCCCAAGAUGAGCCAGGUCGUGAAGGCGCUGCAGGGGGAAGUGCCGCUGGAGACGCUGAACGACGCCGCGCGCGGUGCCACGCUCAGCUCGGUCAGCUCGAUGCCGGGACCGGAGUACGGCCAGUCCGGGUCGUCGUCGUACACGGUCCAGAUGGAGCGGAUCAGGAAGGUGCCGCUGCCCAGCCCAGAGUACAGCGCCGAGUACGCCGGCCCCAUCUCGGGGUUCGGCGGCCACCCCUCGCCGUCGCCGGGCAGCAGCGUCGACAGCAACGUCUCCCCCGCCGGCGAGCACGUGCCGGUCACGAACCAGCGGCAUCGAGGUUACCGGCAAGUAUGA
Molecule: messenger RNA, 1668 nt
Organism: Lolium rigidum
Lineage: Eukaryota; Viridiplantae; Streptophyta; Magnoliopsida; Poales; Poaceae
Product: putative proline-rich receptor-like protein kinase PERK6
Exons: 6
Coding region: 1-1668 (555 amino acids)
Biological process (GO): protein phosphorylation
Molecular function (GO): protein kinase activity; ATP binding
Source: RefSeq, a predicted model, not a curated record